This is a messenger RNA of Haliotis rufescens (red abalone), 1882 nucleotides long. RefSeq names its product monocarboxylate transporter 14-like. The transcript is spliced from 6 exons. Gene Ontology annotation, molecular function: monocarboxylic acid transmembrane transporter activity. The record is from RefSeq and is a predicted model, not a curated record. The coding region runs from base 311 to 1804 and encodes 497 amino acids. Lineage: Eukaryota; Metazoa; Mollusca; Gastropoda; Lepetellida; Haliotidae. Gene Ontology annotation, biological process: monocarboxylic acid transport; transmembrane transport.
CAGGCAUAAUGUAUGACACAUGUUACAUAAUGAAAUCGUGCGUUCAGUGCGUCUAGUGUGUGGAAACCUAUUAUUUACAUACAUAUGCUAUAUGAUUGGGAUUAUUUACUGUACCGUACUGAAAGUACUCCAGAAAAUACAACUACGCCCAGAGACGUUCCUGUUGAGCUCAGUUUUCGCUAUACAGAGAUCACCGCGUGAUCUCAUCGACUGAGCUGAGGUCACAGCGCACAUUUCAGCAAGGUAUGCCAGAACAGGUAGUUUACCCUCUAUUCAUGGCGACUUAUAUGAUGAGCGGAGAUCAAAGCAAAUGACCAUGGACACUUUUAAAGUACCUGUCGACAACGUUGGCGUCAUGGCUGGGAAGGACGUGGACGACGGCUGGGCGUGGGCGGUGCUUGUGGCGUCCUACAUGAAUCAAUUCCUGCUGUCGGGAGUGUGUUACAUGGGAGGCAUGUUCCAGGUCGUUCUGUUGGAGCACUUCCAGGAGAGUGUUGGUUUCACAGCCUGGGUCACGGCAGUGUAUGCCUCACUCAUGUUGGCUGCAGGUCCUCUCGCGAGUGUCAUCACUUCCUACUUCGACUCCCGGACGUCCGUGAUGCUCGGCGGUCUGCUACUCGCGGGGGGUCUCGUCGCAAGUAGUUUUGCAACAUCUCUGAGCUACCUGUUUGUAUCCUUUGGACUUACUGCAGGUCUUGGAUUGGGAUUAAGUUACACGCCCUCUGUCGUCAUUGUCAGCUACUACUUUGACAAGAAACGGACGAUUGUGACGAGUGUGGCUUUGUCUGCUUCCGGCAUGGGGUUACUGCUUGCGCCAAUAGUGUUCCGAUAUCUAUUGGACAACUUUGCCUGGAGAGAGUCCUUGGUCAUUCUUGCAGGAAUCUGUAUUCAUAUCACCGUGUUUGGAGCCCUUAUGUUCCCUAUACAUGAACGAAAGGCUUGCCCAGUGUUCUCCAGGUGUGGUAAACACAGAUCCAAAGACCCUUCAGAAGACCUCGCAGCUGAAGUGGUAAUGGACUCAAACACAAAUAAUGAUCAUAAUCAUUCAAGAAUUAUCCCAUAUGAAAUCGAUAAGUACGGAAGUGUGAUACUCAAAGACGACUGCGAACUUAUGCAAAACGGAACAGUUGAUAAGAUGCAUGGGACUACUGACAGCCAAUUAGACAUUUUCAAGAAUGUGGCUUUUGUGGUGUUUUGUGUGAAUCAGAUCAUGGUAAAUGCUGCGUGUGGCGUCUACAGCAUCCAUCUUGGUGCCUUCUGUGAAUCCUAUGGUACCAGUGCUCAAAACAUCGCCUGGAUUUUUUCUGUCAACGGCCCAGCCAACAUUGUGUCGCGAAUCCUGCUGGGGGCGUUUGCACACGCCAGCGAGAAGGAUGUGUGGAUCCUCUAUUAUGGAGUUCUCUUGUCUUCCGGUACAGUAUUCUGUUUGAUGCCACUAUUUGCAAAGACGUACCCUGCUCAGUUGGUAGCUGGAAUUCUCAUAGGAACAUAUAUGGGUGGCUCGUAUUCUCUACCGCCUGUCCUGAUAAUAGAAUGUGUUGGCUUGAAGAAGCUUGCGUCAGCCUUUGGUGUCUCCAUGAUCUGCGCUGGGUCUGGGUGGCUGGUGGCGCCGCCUGCAGCAGGGUGGCUGGUGGAUUUGACGGGCUCUUAUGACUACAGCAUGUACCUUGCAGGUGUAUUAAUGUUCCUGUCUGUUCUUGUGGGUUUGGUGGUGCCACAACUGAUCAAGCCUGAGAACCAGUCCCACAUCCAUGGAGACCAUUCUGUUGUCACUGAGGAAGCGGAGAAAUGUGAUGUACGAUGAACUAUGUUCUAUAACCAGGAUGUUCUGAUGUUCUGGUUUUACACCUGUUACUGGCAUACCAACAAGCAAGGGAUUUGA